Chaetomium globosum CBS 148.51 is the source of this 381-nucleotide messenger RNA. Its product is annotated as 60S ribosomal protein L22. Lineage: Eukaryota; Fungi; Ascomycota; Sordariomycetes; Sordariales; Chaetomiaceae. Gene Ontology annotation, cellular component: ribosome. Gene Ontology annotation, biological process: cytoplasmic translation. Gene Ontology annotation, molecular function: structural constituent of ribosome; RNA binding. The transcript is spliced from 4 exons. The record is from RefSeq and is a predicted model, not a curated record. Bases 1 to 381 code for a protein of 126 amino acids.
AUGGCUCCCAUCGCGAAGAAGACCGGCGCCAAGAAGGGCCCCAAGGUGACGAAGAAGUUCAUCAUCAACGCUUCGCAGCCUGCCAGCGACAAGAUCUUCGAUGUCUCGGCCUUUGAGAAGUUCCUGAACGAGAAGAUCAAGGUUGAGGGCCGCGUCGGCAACCUCGGGGAGACCAUCAAGAUUUCGCAGCAGGGCGAGGGCAAGAUCGAGAUCAUUGCUCACAACGAGCUCUCUGGCCGCUACCUCAAGUACCUGACCAAGAAGUUCCUCAAGAAGAUGCAGCUCCGUGACUGGCUCCGCGUCGUAUCCACCUCCAAGGGUGUCUACGAGCUCAAGUUCUUCAAUGUCGUCAACGACGAGGCCGAGGAUGAUGAGGAGUAA